This is a messenger RNA of Tribolium madens (black flour beetle), 1468 nucleotides long. RefSeq names its product phospholipase A1 member A. The record is from RefSeq and is a predicted model, not a curated record. Lineage: Eukaryota; Metazoa; Arthropoda; Insecta; Coleoptera; Tenebrionidae. The transcript is spliced from 7 exons. Gene Ontology annotation, molecular function: lipase activity. Bases 140 to 1249 code for a protein of 369 amino acids. Gene Ontology annotation, biological process: lipid metabolic process.
AAAGUGAAGGUACUCUUCGUACGACGAUGCAUACAACGAUUGACCAUCGUACAAGUCGCUUGAUCGACUUUCACUAGCACAUGUUUGUGUUCUUUGAGUCAAAAACACUCUAAUAAAAUAAAACAGGGCCAAUGCUAGGAUGACUGGUCAUCGAAACUUGCCGGUAUUUGUGACAGUGAAACGAGAAAGUGUGGUGAUUAUUGUUCUUUGUUAUUAUCUUCUUUUCUUCGCGUUUACCGGUGCUUAUGGCGAAGACGUCAAAGAAAAGAAAAAACCAGAGACGGUUCAGGACCUUUUUAACACCUCCUCCUGCAUCCCUAGACCCUACAGGUGUCCUCACCGACAAAUUCAAUUUUUCUUAUACACAAGGCGGACSCAGAAAAAUCCGGAGCUGAUAGACACAACCAAAGAAGAGUCGUUAUACAAUAGUCAAUUUAAUAGAAUUAAUCCAACAAAAAUUGUGAUUCAUGGGUUUGGCGGUGGAAGGAAUUUGUCACCUAGUACUGAUAUGAGAGACGCCUAUUUCUACAGAGGAAACUACAAUAUUAUCAUUGUGGAUUACGGGACUCUAGUCCGGGAGCCAUGUCUAAAGCAAAUGGAAUGGGCGCCCCGCUUCUGCGCUAAAUGCAUCGCCCAACUCAUCAAUUAUUUAACCCAUCAUCCCAGAGGUGUAAGAGCCGAUGACUUGCAUUUAGUCGGCUAUAGUGUCGGUGCUCACAUUGCUGGUCUCGUUGCAAAUUAUCUCAAUCCCAUCGAACACGGGAAACUGGGUCGAAUUACCGGCUUGGACCCCACUAUCGUAUUCUACAUGGGCAGUAACAGAUCGCGGGAUUUGGAUUAUACAGAUGCUCAUUUUGUUGAUGUUUUACACACAGGGGCCGGAAUUUUGGGACAAUGGGGGCCCACAGGACAUGCGGAUUUUUAUAUAAAUGGAGGAUCGAGUCAGCCGGGAUGCGGCAGUGAUACCAUUUUCAAAACCUUAGCUUGCGAUCAUACUAAAGUAACACCGUAUUUUAUUGAGUCUAUUGUUACAAAAAAAGGAUUUUGGGCGUACCCUUGUCCAACCUUGUUAAGUUUUAUGACGGGUUUUUGUAGCCCUAAAGAUGAAGAAUAUGUAUUAAUGGGCGAACAUGUAACACAUGAGGCUCGUGGGAUUUAUUACGUGAGCACAAAUCCGCAUCCGCCUUAUGCACAAGGGCCUCCAAAAAAACAAAUUGGAAGAAGAGGUCUCCUCAAUCGACUGUUCUAAGUUUUAGGUACUUAAAAAUGCCAAAACCUGAGAGUAAACUAAAAUUGCAAAUAAAAAUUGCAACUACGUAUGUGGUGCUGGCGCAAUUUAUUGCGUCUUUCAUGAUUAGCCAGUAGUUUUUUUUGUAAUUAAAAGUUUGCCAUUAGGUACUAGAACUAAUAAUUUAUUGUAGUUCUUAGACGUACUUGUAAUAUUUUUGUUAAUAAAAUUUGAAAAAAC